Sardina pilchardus (European sardine) is the source of this 987-nucleotide messenger RNA. It is a transcript of the gene ttc9b, whose product is annotated as tetratricopeptide repeat domain 9B. The record is from RefSeq and is a predicted model, not a curated record. NCBI's taxonomy places the organism in Eukaryota, Metazoa, Chordata, Actinopteri, Clupeiformes, Clupeidae. Gene Ontology annotation, molecular function: protein binding. Bases 199 to 849 code for a protein of 216 amino acids. The transcript has 4 exons.
CCGGCGGCUCGAGAGCAAACUCAACACAAUCGCGUGAUCUAUCCUCAGUCCUCCAGCAUCCUUCUCGGGGAGCCAUCACACCGAGGGUAAGAGGACAACAGAGGAGCAGCCCGCUUCUACAGUGCUACCAGAAGACAUCAGUCGUGGGCCUACGAAACAGACCAGCAUGGCAUUUCGCGGAACCUUCUACUGAACGAUAUGGAGGCCAAACAACAUUCGAUUAAAAGCUUGAAGAGCUAUCCGGAGGCGGGCGGCCGGAGUCUAGCGGCGGCUGCAGGUGGAGACGGAGGAGGAGGCUAUCGUGUCGUUACAGCGGAGAUGGAGAUGGAGACCAAAAUACAGAAAGCCAUUGACUUCAAAUUAGAGGGCCAUCGAUGUUACAAAGAGAAAAAAUUCCGGGAAGCUAUUGGAAAGUAUCACAGGGCUUUGCUGCAGCUGAAAGGAGUUCAUGUUGUCGAUGGGACCACGGGUUCCGAGGUCAGUCUGCUGAACCAAGCCGCAGCCAAGCUAACAGAGGAACAGCGGAAAGCCGUGGAAAGCACGGAGAUCGAAUGCUAUGAUAGUCUGACAGCCUGUUUGCUGCAGUCAGAGUUGGUGAACUAUGAGCGGGUGAAGGAGUACUGUCUUAAGGUUCUGGGACACCAGCAGGACCAUUUCAAGGCCAUGUAUCGUGCCGGUAUUGCCUUCUAUCACCUGGGCGAUUAUGAAUGUGCCCUACGUUACCUGCGUGAUGCCAAGUGCCGUGAGCCCACAGAUACAAACGUUCUUCGGUACAUCCAGCUGACCGAGAUGAAGAUGAGCAAGAGCGGACAAAGAGAGAGAGAGAGUGGCAAAGACGUGCUGGGCUAACGCCUCUGCCCCCCCUCUCUCUCUCCCGCCCUUUUUCUCCUGACCAAGCGUCGUCGUCCUCCUCCUCCUCUCUGCUUCCUCUGCCCGUCGGCCAUCUGAGGCAUAGCACCACUCGCAGCUGGACACUUUCAGGGCACU